Molecule: messenger RNA, 5036 nt
Organism: Jaculus jaculus (lesser Egyptian jerboa)
Lineage: Eukaryota; Metazoa; Chordata; Mammalia; Rodentia; Dipodidae
Gene: Adamts14
Product: ADAM metallopeptidase with thrombospondin type 1 motif 14
Exons: 22
Coding region: 14-3664 (1216 amino acids)
Biological process (GO): extracellular matrix organization; proteolysis
Cellular component (GO): extracellular matrix
Molecular function (GO): metalloendopeptidase activity
Source: RefSeq, a predicted model, not a curated record
UCGAGGCGGCCACAUGGCUCCGCUCGGCUCGCUGCUGACCUGUCUGCUGCCCUGGUACUGCGCGCUCGCCGCGGGUGGACAGAGCCCAGACCUGCAUCUGUCUGGGAAGUUCAGUGACUAUCGUGUGACCGUGCCCUGCAGUACCGACUUCCGGGGACGCUUCCUCUCCCACGUGGUGUCCGGCCCUGCUGCCGCCUCUGCAGGGACUGUGGUCAUGGACAGGCCAUCCAGCCCAGCCUCAAGCUCCGGACGCCUCCGGGUGGCUCGCAGUCCCCAGGGAGAGACCCCGAGGUCGGCCGGGUCGGGGCGCCACUCCCUCUACUUCAAUGUGACUGUCUUUGGGAAAGAGCUGCACGUGCGGCUCCGGCCUAACCGGAGGUUGGUGGCACCAGGGGCCUCGGUGGAGUGGCACGAAGAUUUUCGGGAGUUCUUCCGGCAGCCCCUGCAUCAGGAGUGCGUGUACACUGGAGGCAUCACCGGGAUGCCCGGGGCAGCCGUUGCCAUCAGCAACUGUGACGGACUGGCGGGUCUCAUCCGCACCGACAGCUCAGACUACUUCAUUGAGCCCCUGCAGCGAGGGCACCAGGCCGAGGAGGCCCGCGGGAGGACGCACGUGGUGUACCGCCGGGAAGCUGUCCGGCGGGAGCGGACAGAGCCUCACGAGGACCUUCACAAUGAAGCCUUUGGCCUGGGUGACCUUGCCAACGUGCUGGACCGGGUAGAGGACCAGCUGGGAGACGCAGAGCGGACGCGGCGACAUGCCAAGCCGGGCAGCUAUAGCAUCGAGGUGCUGCUGGUGGUGGAUGACUCUGUGGUUCGCUUCCAUGGCAAGGAGCACACCCAGACCUACGUGCUCACGCUCAUGAACAUCGUGGACGAGAUAUACCAUGAUGAGUCCCUGGGGACCCACAUGAACAUCGCCCUGGUCCGCUUGAUCAUGGUGGGCUAUCGACAGUCCCUGAGCCUGAUUGAGCGCGGGAACCCCUCUCGCAGCCUGGAGCAGGUGUGUCGCUGGGCCUUCUCCCAGCAGCGUCAGGACCCCAGCCACACUGAGCACCACGACCACGUCAUCUUCCUCACCCGGCAGAACUUCGGGCCCUCAGGCUAUGCACCUGUCACUGGCAUGUGCCACCCCCUGAGGAGCUGUGCCCUCAACCACGAGGAUGGCUUUUCCUCGGCUUUUGUGGUGGCCCAUGAGACCGGUCAUGUGCUCGGCAUGGAGCAUGACAGCCAGGGCAACGGCUGUGACGAUGAGACGUCCCUGGGCAGCGUCAUGGCGCCUCUGGUGCAGGCUGCGUUCCACCGUUUCCACUGGUCCCGCUGCAGCAAACUGGAGCUCAGCCGCUACCUCCCCUCUUACGACUGUCUUCUGGACGACCCCUUCGAGCGCGCCUGGCCGCAGCCUCCGGAGCUGCCCGGGAUCAACUACUCCAUGGACGAGCAGUGCCGCUUCGACUUUGGCGCUGGGUACCACACCUGCUUGGCCUUCAGGACCUUUGAGCCCUGCAAGCAACUGUGGUGCAGCCACCCAGACAACCCCUACUUCUGCAAGACCAAGAAGGGGCCCCCACUGGACGGGACCGAGUGCGCAGCAGGCAAGUGGUGCUUCAAAGGCCACUGCAUCUGGAAGUCGCCGGAGCAGACGUACGGCCAGGAUGGAGGCUGGAGUUCCUGGACCAAAUUCAGCUCGUGUUCUCGGUCGUGCGGAGGUGGAGUGCGGUCCCGCAGUCGGAGCUGCGACAGCCCUCCCCCAGCCUACGGAGGCCGCCCGUGCUCAGGACCCAUGUUCGAAUACCAGAUCUGCAACAGUGAGGAAUGCCCCGGGCCCUAUGAGGACUUCCGGGCGCAGCAGUGUGCCAAGCGCAACUCCUACUACACCCACCAGAAUGCCAAGCACAGCUGGCUCCCCUAUGAGCCUGAAGAUGAGGCCCAGAAGUGCGAACUGAUUUGCCAGUCUGCAGAUACAGGAGACGUGGUGUUCAUGAACCAAGUAGUCCACGACGGGACGCGCUGCAGCUAUCGGGACCCGUACAGCGUCUGUGCACGCGGCGAGUGUGUGCCUGUCGGCUGUGACAAGGAGGUGGGGUCCAUGAAGGCAGAUGACAAGUGUGGCGUCUGCGGAGGGGACAACUCUCACUGCAGGACUGUGAAGGGGACUCUGGGCAAGGCCUCCAAGCAGACAGCAGCUCUCAAACUGGUGCAGAUACCAGCGGGCGCCAGACACAUCCAGAUUGAGUUGCUGGAGAAGGCUCCCCACCGCAUUGCGGUGAAGAACCAGGUCACCGGAAGCUUCAUCCUCAACCCCAAGGGCAAAGAAGCCUCAAGCAAGACCUUCACCGGGCUGGGCCUGGAGUGGGAACGCACGCUGGAGGACACCCAGGACAGCCUGAGGACCAGCGGGCCCCUGCCUGAAGCCAUCACCGUCCUGGUGCUUCCCCCUGCUGAGGAUAGCCCUCACGGCAGCCUGGCCUACAAGUAUGUCAUCCACGAGGACCUGCUGCCCCUCAUUGGGAGCAACAACGUGCUCCUGGAGGAGACGGACAGCUAUGAGUGGGCGCUUAAGAGCUGGGCUCCUUGCACCAAGGCCUGUGGAGGAGGAAUCCAGUUCACCAAAUAUGGCUGCCGGCACCGCCGGGACCACCACAUGGUUUCACGGCACCUGUGUGAUCACAAGAAGAGGCCCAAGCCCAUCCGCAGGCGCUGCAACCAGCACCCGUGUGCCCAGCCUACCUGGGUGGCAGAGGAGUGGGGUGCCUGCAGCCGGAGCUGUGGGAAGCUAGGAGUGCAGACCCGGGGGGUACAGUGCCUGCUGCCCCUCUCCAAUGGCACUCGCAAGGCCAUGCCGGCCAAGACUUGUCCAGGAGACCGACCUGAGGCCCGCAGACCCUGCCUCCGCGUGCCCUGUCCAGCUCAGUGGCGGACAGGAGCCUGGUCCCAGUGCUCUACCUCCUGCGGAGAAGGCAUCCAGCAGCGGCAGGUGGUGUGCCGGACCAGUGCCAAUGCUCUCGGGCAGUGCGCGGGGGACGAGCCAGACACCGUGCGGGCCUGCAGCCUGCCCGCCUGUGCAGGAGAACCUCAGAACUCCACGGUGAAGGCCAAGGACUGGGACCAUGUGACCACGGAGGGUCAGUGGGAGCCCCAGACUGGGCCCCUGCCUUCCACAAACAGAAUAUCAGCAAAGCCCUGCGCGGGGGACAGAUCCAUCAUCUGUCACAUGGAGGUACUGGAUCGCUACUGCGCCGUCCCCAGCUACCACCGGCUGUGCUGCGAGACCUGCACCAGGAAGCCGACAGGCCCCGACACCAGCCUGGAGCCCCGCCUGGGCUCCCUGCCCACCUCCGCCACUCCUGACAGCCCCCUGUCGGGCCCCCAGACCGCGUCCGAGGCCGUGGAGCCCACCAGGGGGCCAGCGGGGCCUGAAGACCAUCAGCGGGGCUGGUCCACACCGCUCCCAGGACCUGUGGGUGCCAGCCCCUCGGUGACCCCGCAUUCCUUCACCCCUCAGACACCAAGCCAUGGAGCAUUUGGGGGCGCUUCUCCUGCCACCCCACAGGGACUGCCUUGGAGCUCGGCUCAGACAGCUGUGCCAGCCUCUGAGGGUCCAGGGCAGCCCAGGGAGAGCCCAAAGCAUCCGGGUACCGACAUUCCUGCCUUGGUGACUUGAGCCCUACCCCUCCCAUCGACCAGUCACGUUUACACUCUGUGUGGCCCGGUCAGAGGACACACACACACACACACACACACACACACACACACACACACACACGGGACAGGAACUAGCAUAGACUUCCUUUUAAGUUAUUUGCCUUCUUUUUCUGUUCGGGCCUCUGAUGCUCUUUACCCCAAGAAUGGGGCUGGGAGGAAGGGAAAGAUCAGGGAUUACCCUAACCGGAGAUACCUCAGCCUGGAGAAGCGGGGCUCUGCCUCUUGGGGGGCUCCCAAGGCCUCUCACAGGACCCCACCUACAGCACUCACCACCCCCAACCUAUAGCCCCUGGACCCUGGCAGGGCUGGAGCUCACGUUGGGGGUCUGUUCGACUUACAGAGGGGGUUUGCACGGGCCCCAGAUAGACAAGGGAAAGCGGGUUGCUUGCAGAGGAGGCUGGGAAAGAAACUGGGCCAGAUGUGGUGUGAGGUGAGGCCUUCUUGCUACAGAGCAGGGCAGGGGGACCCCAGUUCACCUCAGCUGUGGCUCUGCUCAGCUGAGGGCCCCCCACGAGACUUCUGCAGACAAAGGCCAGUUCAGCUGUAGCUGGGGGACAUGGGGUUCUGUCUUCUGCCACACUCUUCCCCUGUGGUUGGUCAGCUCUGUAAUUCCCAAUGAUUCCAGGUUAUCAGGCUGGCCUCCCAAUCACACAUCCAACCCGCCAGGGAAGCCAGACUCCUUGGACCCCAUGACCUCACCAUCUAGGGGGGAUUUCCAAGUGGAAAUUUGAAUCCUGCCUGGGCCAGCGACUUGAAGGAGGGUGGGGUCUGCAGACCCAAGGUUCCCCACGGCGUGCCCCCGAGGGGUCACCCUCUGCCAAAGCCUGCUCCUGCUGGAAUUGGGAGUCUUCUCUUCUUACCUGAGCUGGGCCACCCUGCGGAGCUUUGUGGGCCUUCCGAGGGGCUGCCAGGUCCCAAGGCUGAGUAGCAGAGAGUGCAUUUAACAGGCCCUGGGGAUUGGGUGACGGAUGCUGCCCCCUGCUGGGCUGAGGAGAACACGUGGAGCUCAGGUGCCCUUCAUGGCCUUCUCAGGACACAGCCCAAGUCCCCAAUCUCAGGGUCAGCAACAAAGGUGCAUCCCCACCCUCCCUCUUCAGCUGCAGGAACCUUAGGGCCUCCUGGCCUGCAAGCUCCCUGGGGAGCAGUGCCGGGACCUCUCCCCAUCACCGCCUUCCCCUCCACAGGUCACUGGGGCCCCACAGAGUCCACUCCCAUUGAGGACCAGUCUGGCCUGGGUUAAGGGAUAUAACCAUGUGCCUUGGAGAGUCAGAUGUUUGAAAUGUUAUGUAUUUAUUAACAUUGUUCUUGGUGCUUUGUUUUGACCUCCAAAA